GCAGACCCCCGCCCGGCAGCGCAGGCCUGGCCGGGAGGCGGCGGGGGCGGCGGAGCCGGGGCCGGGGCCGGGGCCGGGUGCUGCAGCCGCCGCGGCGGCGGGAAGAUGGAUGCGCCGUGCUCGUCCCUCGCCGCUCAGCGUUCUCUCCUGGCCGCGGCACGGGCUUCCAAAGCAUCAGAGUCCAGGACCUUAAGGAAUGUCACACAGUGGGUGCUGAACUAACUGGCACUGAAAGGAACAGGAAAACAUGGCAGUCCAUAUUUGAAAUAAUUGAACAGGUGGACUCUCGCUGAUAAGAAACCAUGUCAAAAAAAGGACGUAGCAAGGGCGAAAAGCCUGAGGCCCUGAUCGUUGCCCUACAGGCUGCCAAUGAGGAACUCAGGACCAAGCUAACAGACAUUCAAAUAGAGCUGCAUCAGGAGAAGUCUAAGGUUGCUAAACUUGAACGGGAGAAGACUCAAGAAACUAAGCGUAUCCGUGAGGUGGAGCAACGCAAGCAGACCGUGCAGAUCACAGAACUAAAAGCCAAACUUCAUGAGGAGAAAAUGAAGGAGCUACAGGCUGUGAGGGAGAACCUCAUCAAGCAGCAUGAGCAGGAGAUGACGCGGAUGGUGAAAGUCCGAGACAGUGAAAUCCAGCGCCUGAAGUCAGCGCUGUGUGCGCUGCGGGACGGGAGCAGCGAUAAAGUGAGGACAGCACUGACUAUUGAGGCUCGUGAAGAGGCCAGAAAGCAGUUUGACUCCGAGCGCCUGAAGCUUCUGCAGGAAAUAACUGAGCUGAAGUCUGCCAAAAAGCAAGUAGAUGAGGCCCUUAACAACAUGAUCCAAGCUGAUAAGAUCAAGGCAGGGGAUCUUCGAAGUGAGCAUCAGUCCCACCAGGAAGCCAUUUCCAAGAUCAAAUGGGAGAGUGAAAGGGAUAUUCGCCGCCUGAUGGACGAGAUCAAGGCUAAAGACAGGAUCAUAUUUUCCUUGGAGAAAGAACUGGAGACACAGACGGGCUAUGUGCAGAAGCUGCAGCUGCAGAAGGAAGCUCUGGAUGAACAGCUCUUCUUGGUGAAGGAGGCAGAGUGUAACAUGAGCAGUCCCAAGAGAGAGAUCCCAGGAAGGGCCGGAGAUGGUUCAGAGCACUGCAGCAGCCCUGACUUGCGCAGAAACCAGAAGAGGAUAGCAGAGCUGAAUGCCACAAUCCGGAAGCUGGAAGACAGAAACACGUUGCUCGUUGAUGAACGAAACGAACUGUUGAAGCGUGUUCGAGAAGCCGAAAAGCAAUGUAAACCUCUUCUGGAAAAGAACAAGUGCCUCACGAAGAGAAAUGAUGAACUUAUGCAGUCUCUGCAGCGCAUGGAAGAUAAACUCAAAGCAGUCACUAAAGAAAAUAUAGAAAUGAGAGAAAAAAUGACCUCACAUCCUCCACUAAAGAAAUUAAGAUCUCUCAAUGACCUGGAUCAGGCUAAUGAGGAACAAGAAACUGAAUUCUUAAAGCUUCAGGUCAUAGAACAACAGAACAUAAUUGAUGAGUUAACACGGGACAGGGAGAAACUCAUCCGUCGCAGAAAGCAUAAAAGGAGCUCAAAGCCAAUUAAGAGACAUGUUGUGGAUACAUUUUUUGGUUAUGAUGAUGAUUCCAUGGACUCUGAAACAUCCUCUGUGGCCUCAUAUAGAACAGACAGAACGCCAGCAACCCCAGAUGAUGAUCUGGAUGAGGGUUUAGCAGCGGAAGAAUCAGAGCUGCGGUUUCGACAGCUGACAAAGGAGUACCAGGCCUUGCAGAGAGCGUAUGCACUGCUGCAGGAGCAGACAGGGGGCAUCAUAGAUGCUGAAAGAGAAGCCAAGGCUCAGGAGCAGCUCCAAGCUGAAGUCCAGAGAUAUAAAGCCAAAAUAGAAGAUCUGGAGAAAACUUUGGCACAGAAAGGGCAGGACUCACACUGGGUGGAAGACAAACAGCUUUUUAUUAAGAGGAACCAAGAGCUUUUAGACAAGAUAGAGAAACUGGAAGCAGAAAACAACCGUCUGCAACAGGAGCUGCAGGAUGCCCGAGACCAGAAUGAGCUGCUGGAGUUCCGCAACCUGGAGCUUGAGGAAAGGGAGAGACGGUCUCCGCCAUUUAAUCUCCAGAUUCAUCCAUUCUCAGAUGGUGUGAGUGCUCUACAAAUCUACUGCAUGAAGGAAGGGGUUAAGGAUGUCAGCAUCCCAGACCUCAUAAAGCAGUUAGAUAUCCUAGGUGAUAAUGGGAAUUUAAGAAAUGAAGAACAAGUAGCCAUAAUUCAGGCUUCCACUGUUUUGUCCUUGGCAGAAAAGUGGAUCCAGCAGAUUGAGGGAGCUGAAGCCGCUCUGCAUCAGAAGAUGAUGGAGCUGGAAAGUGAUAUGGAACAAUUUUGCAAAAUAAAAGGUUAUUUGGAGGAAGAAUUAGACUACAGGAAGCAAGCUCUUGACCAAGCAUACAUGAGGAUCCAGGAGCUUGAAGCCACCUUGUACAAUGCUUUGCAGCAAGAAACAGUGAUAAAAUUUGGGGAACUACUCACUGAAAAACAGCAGGAGGAGCUGAGGACAGCAGUAGAAAAGCUGAGACGUCAGAUGCUGAGGAAAAGCAGAGAAUAUGAUUGCCAGAUUCUUCAGGAGAGGAUGGAGCUGCUCCAGCAGGCUCAUCAGAGGAUUCGAGAUUUAGAAGAUAAAACUGACAUCCAGAAGAGACAAAUUAAGGAUCUGGAGGAAAAGUUUCUAUUUCUAUUCUUGUUCUUCUCACUUGCCUUUAUUCUUUGGCCUUGAUGUCAAUGUGCCUCUUGGAAAGAGUGGCCAACCACACAGAUGAGUCCUUAUAAAGGCAAAUGCUUCCACCGCACCAAUGAAGAGAACAUUGUUUACAUCUAUUUUUGAAAGUAUAAAAAUGAAGAACCUGUAGCCAACACUGCGACCACCUUGUAUUUUAAAGCCAUCACUCAAAAUUUGUUACUUGACAGUUUCUGUCUAAAGCUAUGAUAUAUGCUGCAUCUAAUGAAAUUCUGUAUGUCGAAAUUACAAAAGGGGAAGAAAAACUGUGAACCUUUAUCACUUAGGAAGAACUUAAAGGGAUGGAACCACUUUCAGCUGAUCGAGUCAGUGUGUCUUGGGCAUGGAACCAAAGUUACAACAGAAAAGUCUAUCCCUGCUGUGCAGGGUGAUCGUUUAAAUGUGAUGCUGUCAUCCCAGGAAUGGAUCAAAAGUCAACAGGAACGGAGCAAAAGAAACACGAGCUGUGGAGAGAUGCUGACAACAAAGUGUUCGCUUUGAACUGUCUGCUUUUGCACUGCAGGGACUCCUCCUCUCCCUCUUUGGUUUUAACCUCAGGAACAAAUGACAGCUGCAGUGUGGGGCGAAGAAAAAUGCAUUCUGGCUUAUUGGAGGAUAGGCAGGACAGGGCACCGUGUUUUGCACUUGAGAUCAUAAUAAAGCACCACCCUACUCAACAAAGGAAGGGAAGAAGAGGGUGUCUGGCAUAAGGAGGAUUUCGUACAGAGUUGUAGCCUUAUCUCUCUGCACCCUCCCUCCAUGAAGAACAGCCCGUCUAUUGUCAGAUUCUUUUCAUACUCUUCAAAGACUGCCGUUGAGAUAACAAUGACCAUAUGUGGGUUUAGUAUUUGAACAGUACACUGAGGAUCACUGUUUUGUUUUGGUUUGGCCUGUCAAAUUGAUUUUGUUAGCUGGCUUACUGAUCAACGACACACAAACCAAAACCAAGGAAAAGCUGUGUGAAUACAUCGUUGUUAGAAGUAAGAAGAGUAUUGCUAGUCUGUUUAGAUUUUUCUGCAGUUACGUAGCAGUUUGUGUUUCAAAGCAUUACUUACCUCUUCAGUCACAAAGCCCAGAACCCAGUCCUGGGGUCUCCCUGCGGCUUACCAGGUCCAUGGCCCUUGUCAGUAAGGAACGACGGCAGAGGAGCGUCGCCCGUGCGCAGACGUGGCGCGGGCCCUGUGCUGGCUGGGAGCAAAGCAGCCAGCUGCACCUGUCUUCCCUUUUCUCACUCGUGCUGCGUGAGCUAGGCCUGACAAUACGCUUCUCAGUGUCUCUGCUUCCAUUUCCCUGGACAUGGAGUCAUGCCUGCUUAGACUUCAGGUUCCUGUGGCAAGGCUCCUUGUUUGAGCUGUGUUUUCCACGGUGGAGCCUUAAUUUUAACUGGGAGAAAUGGAUGUCUGUAUAACAAAAUAGAAAACUAAGGGCCAAUAGACAGCCUGAGAAAUGACUUAAAUCUUCAAAACAGGGCUCACAUGUACCAACAUCUUACACAGAUUCUGCCCAUCAGGAGCUUUAAAAGUGCUUUGCAGAGAGUCUCUCCCUUGUUUGCUUGUUAACUUUCACGGUUGAAGCAACUGAGGCACAAAGCAGUGAAGUAACUUGCCACAGCAGCUCAGCAGGUCAACAGCAGUUCCUCAGCCAUAGCAGGGAUGAAGUUACUCUAGCAUCAAGGAUGCUUGCCCCUCACUGGUAUUGUUUGACCAUAAUAGCUUUUAGGCAUCUAUGUCCCUUCACCCAACUGGGUUGCAAUGCUGGGCUCUGUUUCUCCACAGAGACUUCUAACAUCCUCAUUUCUUGGAUGCCCUGAGAUUGUUUUAAGCUUUCUAUCAAAGGUUAGAAGCUAAUAGAAAGUGAUUUUUUUUUUCCCUGCUCCUUAAAAUUAAUUUAAACUACAUAAUGACCACAUGUUCUUGAAGCAGUCUGUUUCAGUCAUGGGAUUUACGGAAUUCUGCACCGGCUGUAUGUUUGUUACUUCACUUUUUGAAAAACAGUCUUGUAGGCAGGUGUGUUAAAUGAAUACAGGUAUGUUGCAUGCUCUUUGUUCAAAUUAAUUUUCCCCCCAAGAAGAAUACAUGGAUAAGGUUCGCUCAAACCUACAUCGAUUUCCAGGAGUGCUGCUGGCAGUUCAGUCCUGAAGCUCUGGAGUCAGGCCCUUUGAGAGACUCGUCUCACACCUGUGACACCUUCAGGUCACUAAGCGACCGUACAAUAUCUUGUUAGCUACAAAAAGAGGGAUUACCUCUCUGGUAAUUCCUUCUUCCCCCUCUCACUCUUUUCACCUGUUGGAGCACCAGUUCAUUUCAUACCACUUGGCUGCAGUGUCCUGCGAGUAAAUACAGACUGGAAACUAUUUUCCCAAGCAGUAGAGCCAGCAAUUAAAACAUUAAGCUCUUCUUGCAGAAGAGUGAGUGGCAUCUAUUUUCCGUGAUAGCGCAAUGACUUCCACCUCUGCCUUGGUUACAAUAAUAUGGAGGCCUAGAAACAUUUGUUUAAGGCAGUUGUGGGGACGGUUUGUGCCACAGAUAGAAAUAGGUAGUUUCACAACAUACCUGACGGGUCUUGUGGCCGGAUUCAUCGUUUAGAUCCUCUGAGCCAGGUUGUGCACAUCUUAUUUCAUUUAUCUUUUUUGCCUGGCUUCCCCCAUCUUACAUACACAUUUGCAUGCAGGUGCUCCAUUUCCAAGGGCUCAGGGUGGGGUGGGGGGUGGUAGAAAAUCCACAGCUUAUCUUGGUCUGCAAAUUUUUGAAAUAUUGCUGUAUUCCCUCCAGAGAGCUGAACAACAGCUGCUUUAUUCCUCGCAGCAUAACAUAAACCAAGCUUAAAACACACUUGCUGAUAUGAGUAAUACAAACCUUUUGCUGUGAGCUAGAUCAAAAUGAGUUUGAUGUUUGUGUGUGUAUAUAUAUAUAUACACACAUCUAUAUAUAGUAUAUAUACAUAUAUUUAUAUAUAUAUGCAUAUAUCAAUCCCCUAUUGUAUAUAGUAAAUGGAUGCUAUAGCUUAUGAAAGUAUACUUCCAAUCUAGGUAUGGGGAACUGAAUCUAGACUUGUUUAGCUGCCACAACUGGUACAUGCCUUGUGGUUUAGUUUUACAUCUUAUGGGCACAUAGUUUUUGGAUCUGUUUUUCCGGGGUCUCCCCUCUUCUCUGUCCUGAAGUUUUUCUAGGGCUUUCUGCUGUUCCUCACAUUCAUUGAGGCAAAAUAUUGAGAAUCCUCCUACAAAUUAGUCACUCCAGCCAGCCUCCCCUCCCCAAAACCUCCCAACAAAAUAAAAAUCGAUUUAUUGCAGCCUUUGAGGACAGCAUGUAUAGCCCUGGACUCCUCCCGUUCAUCCGUCCCAGGCGGUAGCAGGGUGCCGGUGCUCCAAGGUACCCACACCGCCAGAGCAGUGGAUGAGCCACAUACUGUAGUGCAAGUCAGUUUGACCACAACCUGACUUGCUGCUUUGUCUCCACUGGCCAAGCCAGGAGAUUUUGAAGACUAUUCUUUCAAUUUAAGCACUUCAGAUGAAGGCCCAGCUAGGUGAGAUGAAUUUAGGCAGUUGGGAAGGAAUUACGGCUUCUUGCAGUAUUACUAGUGUGGCUCACAGCUCUGUCCUCUCUCGCUGAUGUGCCUGGAGGAACAUGUAGUCUUUUUUGUAGAUGUGCUUCGUUUUCCACCUCCCUGCUCUCAUCUCAGUGGGAAACAUCCUCAGAAGCCCCAGAGCUUUUCAUUCCAUGGCAUCCCAUGAGGGCUGGAUAGCCCAGGGUCUCCUCCUUACCAGGGCAAGGUUCAAUACACAGCCACACAGUUGCUGAUGAUUCAAAGGGUUUUUUUCUUUUCCCCUGCCCAAUCAGCACCUGUGUGUUUUUAUAUGUACUUUUUGUUCUCAGCUUUUUUUUGUGUGUCUAUUCCAGAACAGAAUUGUAAAUGACUUGGCAUAAUGACCCUUUGAUAAACACUGGACAUGUAUCUGUACUAUAUGUAUUAAUGUGUAGAAGAGAAUCCUUAUUGUAUGUAAAGUUUUAUGAAUGGUUAUUUUUUAAUUUAUGUAUUUAAUAUAGGAUUCAAUGACCUCUGGUGUUUUAGUUUGUAUAAAAAAAUAAAACAGCAGCAUUUUUAAAAAAAAAACUAUCUCACAUUACAUUCAUGGAGAUAUUCAGUGUCCGUCUGGAAUCUGUUGAGGAGAAUCCUUUAAAGCUGAGCCACAGCGACGUGCCGCCCUCGGCUGCCCUCUCCCUGCGAGGUGCUCGCAAGCCACGGACGGGAAGACAGGAAGGGUUGGACCAGAACAUAGCAGCACACUCUGAAACAUAAAUCUAUUAAAAAGUGGACAUCCUGAGGUAAUUAGUUGAUAAGGGGAACACAGUCAGCUUUCCCAGCACGGGCUCAAGGUUGAGUUUACUGGCUUUUUGCUAGUCCUGGGCAGAAAAAAGAAAAAUAAAAAAGCUGCCUACGUCUCUUCACUAGAGGUGGGGAGAAGAGCGUGUUUCCUCAGAGGGGUGCAAGUCCGUGUGCGUAAGACAGACAAAAACCCCGAGGCGGCGGCAGCGCCUCCUCGGUGCCGGGGGGCGGAGGGGAGAGAGACCUGCCGGCCGGAGCCGCGGGGCGCGCGGCCCCUCGGGCAGGGCGCUCCCGGUCUCUGGGCCGCAGGCCGGGGGCGGCAGACGGGUUCAGGUGCUCUGGCCUGCUUUUUAGCCAGCGUGGCCUUCUCCGCGCUGUGAAGAAAAUCCCGCGCGGUCGAUUCCGCUCGCCGCUCGGGAGAUGCCGCGUCUCUGGGGCCGUGGACUGGGGAAGAACGUUUGCGAGUUGGAGGGCGCUACAAGAUAUUCCGCGGGGAAGCCGGAGAAGAGGCAAAUUGGCUGCCAGUGGAGUUGCGUUCCUUCGGUUUAGGACGUUCAGCUUGUCCUUCCAGAGAAGGAGCAGUCGUGGGUAGGGCCGAGAGAGGCUUUUAAGCGCGUGAUCGGAAUUGGAGCCAAAUGGCACUUGACGUUGCCGCUGUGGGUCUUGGCUUUCAGUGGUUUCCCCGCGGCUGCCUGGUGUUUGGGAGCUCGGAGCGGGCAUUUUUUUUCCCCCAAGGAGAGGCUGUGCUUGAAACAGAACUUGCUUGAAGAAGACAGACGAGGCGGGUGAGGAUGCAGAGCGGGCCAAUCAGAUCGCUCGGGAGGGCUGGAGGGGCGGAGCGCCGAUAGGCGGGGAGAAUGGCAAUUGAUGUGCGUAGGCAGCCAAUGAGGUUGCCGGAGGGGCGGGCGUUGCCGUCUCCGUACUGCGCAUGCCCAACUUGCGCAGUCCUCAGUCAGGUCCGACGCUGAGGCGGGCACCUGGGCGCGGAGCGCGGGAAGGAGCAUCCAAUAGGAGGACGGCGCGGCGGGGUGGAAAGCAGCCAAUCAGAGCGCGCCGUCUCAAUCCCGUUUGAACAGCUGCCUCCCUGGCAAACGCGUCCGUGGGGUCCCGGGGCGGGUACCGGGAGUUAACGGGGAAACGGGGGUCGGGGCGAGGGAGGGGAGGCUGUGGAGCGCUCAUUUUGGCCUCUCCGUCCCUUUUGCCUCUCUCUCCCUCUCUCUGUGUCUCCUUGUCUUGCUCCCUGUCCCUGUCUUUCUCUGGUAAGCUGACCUGCUCUUUGCCCUUCUUUUUUUGUGGAAUCACAGGCUCCUUCUGCUUGGAAAAGACACGUGCAGUUUUAAAUUUGGGUUUGAAUUCUAGGGUUUUUUUCCCCCAUUAGUGUAAAUGGACGGCACGUUGUCCUGUGGCUCAAUCCCCGUUCUGUUCCGUGGAGCCUUCAGUUUAGGAUGUUCAGGUAAGACAGUUUGUCCUUCCAGAACAGGAGCAGUCACUGGUAGGGCCGAGAGAGGCUUUUAAGCGCGUGAUCAGAAUUGAAGCCAAAUGGCACUUGACGUUGCCGCUGUGGGUCUUGGCUUUCACUGGUUUCCCCGCGGCUCCCUGGUGUUGGGGAGCUCGGAGCGGGCACGUUUUUUCCCCGAGGGGAGGCUGUGCUUAAAAAAGAACGUGUUUCCUCAGAGAAGUGCAAGUCCGUGUGCGUAAGACAGACAAAGACCCCAGCCAGCCUAGUCAAGUUCUGAGCGUGCGUCUGUCAGGCGGCUGCUUUACGUUGAGGAGCGCACGGCCGUGCAAUGGUAAGGGCGAAGGGCAACGCAAGACAGAAGGGUUUUUCCUGCUGCGGGUGACCAGCCGCCCCCCUUUUCCGCGUGAAGCAGAGGAGCGCGGUUCGUUGUCGCCUUUUAAACGCGGCGGCGGCGGCGGCAAGCCGCGCGGCCGGAGGGCGCGGGGUGCGGGGGGGGGGGGUCCCGGCAGGGCGGCGAGCCGGCGGGUGAGGAUGCAGAGCGGGCCAAUCAGAUGGCGCGGGAGGGCUGGAGGAGCGGAGCGCUGGUUGGCUGCCUAGGCACGUCAGUUGCCUUUCUGUCUGCCAAUCAGAUUGCACGGGGGGCGGGCGUCGAGGGCUGGGUACUGCGCAUGCCCCAAAGAGGGAGCGCUGAUGGGCGGAGAGAUGCUGAUUGGCGUGCCGUCCGCAGCCAAUGAUGUUGCCGAAGAGGCGGGCGUAGUGGUGUCCCUAGUGCGCAUGCCCCAGCCGCGAGCGCUGAUAGGCGGCGAGAGAGGUGAUUGACGUGUCCCGGGGAGCCAACCGGGUUGAGGAAAAGGGGCGGGUGCUGCGGUCUCCCUAGUGCGCAUGCCCAGUCCGCUAGCGCUGAUAGGCGGAUAGGGAGGUGAUUGACGUGUCCCGGGGAGCCAACCGGGAUCUGGCAAGGGGCGGGAUCUGCGGUCUCCCUAGUGCGCAUGCCCAAACCGCGAGCGCUGAUAGGUCCGCGGUGUCUCGGUGCCGGGCCGGGGGGGGAGACCGGGAGCGAACGGGAACGGGGGUCGGGGCGGCUGCGGAGCGCUCGCUGCGGCCGGCGCCCGGGCAUCGGGAGGCGGGCGGCUCAGGGCCGCCCUUCGUGAGGUUUCCCGGAGGCGGCAGAAGGGCGGAGGGGAAGGACGCGACAGCCGGGGACCUCCCGCCGCGGGCGUGUCCGGGGCGCGGCGGCUGUCGGUUCCCGCGGAGCCCGGCGGGACGGCGGGGGAGCGCGAGGGGCACGGAGCGGCGAAAGAGGCGGCAGGGGAUCCGUCCGGCAGUCGGUGGCCCACGGUUGCUCGGCAACAGCAGAAGCGGAUUGAAGGGACCGGCCGCUGGAGGAUGCCGAAGCCUCCCGGGUCAGCGAUGGGAGCAGCUUUGCGUAAAGCGAGGGGUACGUGAAGCCGGGCGUGCGGUGCCGACCGCCCAGCAGACGCCUGUCCCUGUUUUCUCUUCCCGCUUUUGAAGAGAAGCUGCCGAGUUAGCGUACGCUGCGGUGAAGCUGUACAAGAUGUGGCCCUCAGGAACCGGUUGCUGUGGGGUUGCUCGUGCGGCCAGCUUUUGGUGUCGGUUGUUCCGGCGCUCCGUCGCGGUGUAGAGCCGGCCCCGUACGUAGCGAGGGGGAGCUGUGACCGCCCCGUGCUCAGCAGACCCCCCAGCCCGGGUGGGGGGAGCAGCGCCGGAGCGGGAGACGCGGCUCCGUCCUCCGUCCCCAGCGUGCCGGGGGGCGGCUGCCGGCCUGUGGGACGUGGCUGCGGCUGUUCGGGGCGCUGCCCCCCCAUUUUUGGGCGCUCUGGUAUGUACAUAGAGCAGCCCCAUGUGCUGUUAAAGGUUGUGGUGGUGCGGGUCAGGGAUCCCCAGGCUGUGCCGAGACCGCAGGACGGCUGCUGGUGGAACAAAGUCCGGGACAGCUUCUCAGACCUGUCCUGGUGUUUUCCAUCCUUCAGGACUUCCUUAUUACUGUUGUGAGAGUCCGAGAGAAAAGGAGGAGUGUCUGUGACUUACAACUGUCGUUGUUGAUCUACAGUGUUUUAGAGACGGAUUCUUGCAGGAUCUAUUUCUGGUUCGUCCUUCACUCCUCCCCAGACCGCAGCGCUGGUCCGAGUUCCCCAGCACACGUGUGUGUGUCCAGCCGGGUACGCUGGGGGAGCGCGUCAGGGCGGGCAGACGCUGAAUGGACGCGCUGUCAGCGACUGCGGAACGAGCUGGGGCUGCUUUGACCGUGUCCAGCCUUGUGCGUGUGGUUUGUUUUCACUUGCAGGCUGAAACAGCAGUUUCCUUAAUUAAAAACACCCCAACAUGUGCCCCGGCCCCCAACAAAAAUAACGCCAAAAAUGCCACUGAAAGAAACACAGGGAGUUUUUAAAAAAUUUCCUUUAGCUUUCUCCCCCCUCCACCCCUACCCUGCUGCGUUCAGUGCAGUGAAUGACCGUGAGGAGAUGGCUGUGGGUCUGGCUGUUGAAGGGUGUGUGAAGGAGAAGGAGGUGUGUGUAGAGCAGGAUUGGUGGUGGAGGUGAGUGCAGCUGGUUUGGGUGUGGGGCUGUAAAUUCUUUUUGGAGGCUUCCUAGUUUCUGGUGUCACCUGCGGGGUGAAGUGUGACUCUGUGCAGGUUUGAAAGGUGCAACGUGCAGAGCUCCCUCAUUUGCCACCAGAUCUCCCAAUCACAGAGACAGCGUCGCUGUGCAGCUGCUAAGGACAGCGCGUCUCGUGCAGAACAGCAUCCUUUGUGCUCCGUGUGCGUGUUCCUCCUUUGAAAUGAAGUUGUGCCGCCCGGUGUUCCACGUUACGUGCGGUACCUGCUGGGCUGAGUCUCCUCCCCGCGCUCCGGUCGGUUCCGUCGCGCUGCCGCAGCCCCGGCAGCACCGCGGCGUUCGCUGGACGCGUUGUUGGCGGAGCCGGCACCGACAAUCUUGACACGUCGAGGCGCUGCGGUGGGUUUGCCUGGAAAUUCCAAGGUAAUUCCAAGGCAGACAGUAAUAAUCCCCAAUUUAUGUAGUAAAAUUUAAAAGAGUGGAAUAUAAAUACUGGAGCGCUAAUUGGAAGUAAUACCUGUAGAGAAAAAAACCUCUAGUUUAUAUCUACAAUAAAAAAUAAUGUGUGCUAGUAAAUCCGCCUGGUAGUAAUGUAAUGAUAAAAAUGUUAAAGUGUAAAUAGAUGAAAUUAUAUAGGCAUGAGCAAGAAGUAAAUUUAAUUUCAGCUAUUACUUGGUGAACUAGGCAGCAGUUGUUCCCAAUCUGAAUGCUAGUUUAAAAAACACAUUGUUUGGAAUUCCUUUUAAAUGAUAAAGGCAGAAAACUAAUGUGGAGUCAUUGGUAGCUUCAUUUGAACAACCGUUAUGAAAUAAACCGCAGACACGAAUGACUGCAUAGGAAACAAAGUGAGGAAGCUUUAGAUUUUAAACAGCAUUGGAAAGUGAUCGGGAGUGUUUAGUAUUUAAAUUAUAACAGAGCCACGAGAUUGGAGGCAACAAAGCUCAGAACCAAACAGAGUCAAAACGUUACAUUUCUUUUUUUAAAGAGAAGUAUAAAGGAACCACUAAGUAGUGGCUGUUUAUAAACAGAGGUAUUAAAAAGUUCCCAGGUAGUAAUGAUUCCCAACAGAACACUAAAAGAUAUUUAGAUGUAAAAUAAUAUUAGAAAACAGUUAUGACAGUCUGAAUUUAACCACAGCUUUUUUGGGGUUGUGCAAAAACAUGACCGCUAUUAAUUACCUCUGAGUUAAAAUAAAAAGACAUCAAACUAGAUGUGAUUAACAACAGCUCAUUUUAAUUUUUCAGUGUGCUAUCCAGUCCGGCUUCUCCCUCCAAGGGCGUGGUCUGAGAAAGCCACACCCCCAACUCCACCCCGUCCAAGCUCCGCCCCUGCCAGUCUGUGCCCUCCCCGAGGCGCGUGUCCCUUACAGACCCCUCCCAGCAGCAUAAUGCAUCGAAGCCCCGCCCGCGGCUCCACACCUAAACUCAGCCCCUGCUAAACCACGCCCCCUCAGAGCACGUGCUGUACAGAGCCCACCCUACUCUCGGCUCCACCCCUCCCUUCCUAAGCUACGCCCUCUUUGGGCGUGUCCUUCUCCCUACCCCAAGCGGCUUCUCCUAUGGGGGUGUGACACACGGAGGCCCCACCCCCUGCCCAGUUCCCCCAGGUGGGCCUCCCAAUGGGCGUGUCCUCCCAGUCCCCGCCCCUCAGCACGGAUCCCACCCCCGUGGGUGGGGCUACACCCAGCUGCGCGCGCGGCCCCACCCACCCAUACGUGACCCUAAGUAACCCCAUGGCAGCCCUAUGGCUGCCCCACAGGUACCGCUACAGCAGCCCUGCUCCUGCCCCGCAAGAGCUCCAGACACGCCUCUGCAGAGCCCCCACAGCAGCCACUUCAGUGCCCCACAGCUAUCACCGCAGCCGCCCCAUCGCGCCCCACGGCCGCCGCUGCGGGACCCCUGGAGCCCCCGGCCCCACACCCGCCCCGCAGCCCCACAGCGCGCGGUCUCGCGGUCCCGGUGAAGCCACGUGCCGGCCGCGGCCGGAGGAGCCGCCGGUUUCCCCCCCGCACCCCCCGAUCGCUGCUGCCGCGGCCGGAGGAGCCGCCGGUUUCCCCCCCGCACCCCCCGAUCGCUGCUGCCGCGGCCGGAGGAGCCGCCGGUUUCCCCCCCGCACCCCCCGAUCGCUGCUGCCGCGGCCGGAGGAGCCGCCGGUUUUCCCCCCCCACAUCCCCCGAUCGCUGCUGCCGCGGCCGGAGGAGCCGCCGGUUUCCCCCCCCACACCCCGAUCGCUGCUGCCGCGGCUGGAGGAGCCGCCGGUUUCCCCCCCGCACCCCCCGAUCGCUGCUGCCGCGGCCGGAGGACCCGCCGGUUUUCCCCCCCACACCCCCCAAUCGCUGCUGCCGCGGCCGGAGGAGCCGCCGGUUUUCCCCCCCACAUCCCCCGAUCGCUGCUGCUGCCGCGGCCCGAGGAGCCGCCGGUUUCCCCCCCACACACCCCCCGAUCGCUGCUGCUGCUGCCGCGGCCGGAGGAGCCGCCGGUUUUCCGCCCAGCCCCGACUCUCCUCCUUCCUCCUCAAUCGCCGCUGCAUGCCGCCACGAUGUCUUCUCUUCCGCCAUCUUGUUUCCCCCUUCUCCUCUCAUUCGCUAUUUUAUACCGAGGGAGGGAGGAGGCGCUCGCUGAUUGGCUGACAGUGUCAGCCUCGGAAGUCGUCCAUUGGCUCAUCCCCACGAGGGGUUCUCCGAGGGGGUGGGAGAAAGGCGCUGAUUGGUCACCGUGUCGCUGAGGUGAGGAAGGCACUGAUUGGUCACUUUCCGCCGAAGUUCGCCCUCCCAGUAACAGGCGCUGAUUCGCUAGCGCCCCUGAGGUAGAAAGGGCGCUGAUUGGUCGGCGUUUUCUCGCCGACGUUAGCCCACAGCAACGAAGCGCUGAUUGGGCAGCGCGGCUGACGGGGCGGAUCGUCCAUUGGAAGGAGGGCGGGCGGGGGGCGGGACCGGGCGGGACAACGAGGUAAUAAAUGGGGCGGCGCAGAACGCGCGCAGGACCAGAAAGGCGGAGGCGGCAGCGGCAGCGCGAGCUCAUCGGGUCCCCACCCCCCCCCUCCCCCGCGGCGGGAAACCGGAGAACGGCAGGAACGGCGGCCGGAAUCAGUUAACGGGGCGGGUCAGGGUGGUAAUUAUCGUGCGGGUGUUAAUUGGGGCUCGGCGGGUUAAUGAGUGACCGGUGGGCUGGGGUGUAUCUGGGGGUUAUGAUCGGAACUGGGGUUUUAAAGCCGCGGGUUUGUGGGGGGGGGGGGGGGCGGGGGCGAUUAAGGCUCCCGGAGCCGCUUUAGCGGCUUAAAUCGUUGUGUUGAACGUGGGAGGAGCCGGUUCGGGGCUUUUCUCAGCAAGCGGGGCUGGUUUGGGUCUAAUUCGGCUUUUAAAAGAUGUUUUUACGUAAUUUUUGGGUGCCGAUUUGUGCCAGAAGGCGCCUUUGAAAUCUGUUUAUUGAGGGUUUAUCAGGAGAAUUAAAGUUUAAAGCUCGGGGAGAUUUGGGGCUUUUCCCCGGGAUUUUGAGUCCAACUCGGUUUUUUUAGAGCCCUUAUUUAUUUAAAUUGUUAUGUUUAAAGGGUUUAUUUGAGGUUUUAUUUGGAACAUUUUGGGCGGGUUUGAGGCUCCUAAGAUUUAAUUGUUGGUUUAUUAUUUGAUUUAUUAUUUCACUGCGGUUCGGGGCUCCUGAAGACGCUGAGUUGUUUCAAUUAUUUAGCGCUGUGAGGAGCCGUUUUGGGGCCGUUGGGGUCUAAAUCGGCUUUUUAAAAGGUUUAUUUAACGCGUUUAAAGUUUGAGGGGCCGAUUUGCGACUUUAAAGCUUUUUGAAUCUACUUAUUGAUAAGAAUUUAUACAAUAGAUUAAUAUUUAAAGCCCGGGGGGAGAUUUGGGGCUGUUUCCCAGGAUUGCGAGUCCAAAUGCGUUUUUUUCUGUUAACCGCUUAUUAAUUUAAAUUAUUAUAUUUAAUCGGGGCUUUUUGAGGUUUUAUGAGGGUUUUUUUGAGCAUUUUGGGCGGUUCUGAGGCUCCUAAAGCCGGUUAAUUGUUUAAAUUAUUAAUUGUUAAAAUAAUGUAAGUAGUUGUUGAAAUAAGUGUGUAAGUUAUUGUAUUUAAAGCCGGGAGGGGCAUUUCGUUGCUUUUUGGGGGGUUUUAGGGCUGAAUUCACUUCAUUGAACGUGUCUAGAGCUGGGGGUCCCAGAUCUGGUGCUGAUUUGGCCCCAAAAAAAGCUUUAAAAAUGUAUUUAUUUAUAUAAUUUACUGAAUUAAUAUUUAAGCGGGAACAUGUUCGGCUUUUUUAACCCGCCGCCAUUUUGUCUCCCCCGUCCCGCUCUUCCUCACGCUGAGGGGGCCGAGGAGACGCUCGCUGAUUGGCCGGUGCCGUCUGGCGGGAAAGCCUCCCCCGGCUCAGCCCCGCUCGGCUGUCUCCGAGGGAGAGAAAGGCGCUGAUUGGUCGCCGCCUCCCUAAACCCACCUCCUGCGCAGAGAACAGCGAAGGCAGCCUGGCCACGCCCCCUCCGGCUGACCGCGCCCCCCGCUCCGGCUGACCGCGCGUGCCCCCCCCCCCGCCCCCCGGCUGACCGCGUGCCCCCCCCACUGCACUCCUGCUGACUGUGCGCCCCCCCCACCUCCUCCGGCUGGCCACAUCUCCACUGCACACCAUGGCGGGGAUGGGGUGGGGGGGAUCACAAGGGUCUAUGGGGCGGUGUGGGGGUCAGGGCGGCUGUGGGGUCAAUGGGGUUGUUGUGGGGUGAAACACCCCUGAAGAGGCUGAACCCCCUACAGGUGAGUGACCCACACAGUGCCCCACAGUGCCCCAUAGCACCUCCACUCUGCCCUACGGAUCCACAACACUGCCCCACAGCACCCUAUAGCUCCUGCUUGCUAUCCCACAGCACCCCAUGGCUUCUCCACUCUGCCCCAUAUGUCUACAGCAGUGCCACAGAGUACCUCAUAUGUCUUCCACUCUGCCCCAUGGGUGCAGAGUGCUGCCCUACAGCACCCUAUAGCUCCUGUACUCUGCCCCACAGAUCCACAGUGCUGUCCCACAGCACCCUAUAGCUCAUCUGGCCUAUAGACCCACUGUACUGCCCUACAAUGCCCCAUGGCUCCUACACUCUGCCCCAUAGACCCACAACACUGCCUCACAACACCCCAUUGCUCCUGCACUCUGCCCCAUGGAUGCCCAGUAACGCCCCACAGCACCAUAUAGGUCCUGUACUCUGCCCCAUAUAUCCACAGGAGUGCCCUACAGCACCCCAUGGCUCCUGCACUCUGCCCCAUGGAUACCCAGUAACGCCCCACAGCACCAUAUAGGUCCUGUACUCUGCCCCAUAUAUCCACAGGAGUGCCCUACAGCACCCCAUGGCUCCUGCACUCUGCCCCAUGGAUGCCCAGUAACGCCCCACAGCACCAUAUAGGUCCUGUACUCUGCCCCAUAUAUCCACAGGAGUGCCCUACAGCACCCCAUGGCUCCUGCACUCUGCCCCAUGGAUGCCCAGUACUGCCCAACAGCACCAUAUAGGUCCUGUACUCUGCCCCAUACAUCCACAGGAGUGCCCCCCAGCACCCUAUGGCUCCUGCAUUCUGACCCAUGGAUGCCCAGUACUGCCCCACAGCACCAUAUAGGUCCUGUACUCUGCCCCAUACAUCCACAGGAGUGCCCCACAGCACCCUAUGGCUCCUGCACUCUGCCCCAUGGAUGCCCAGUACUGCCCCACAGCACCGUAUAGCUCCUGUACUCUGCCCCAUACAUCCACAGGAGUGCCCCCCAGCACCCCAUAGUGACUCUACUCUUCCCCAUAGACCCACAGUGCUGCCCCACAGGACUCUACUCUGCCCCUUAGACCCAGAGAGCUGCCCCACAGCAGCCUGUAGGUGCUGUGUUCUGCCCCAUUGGUGCAAAGUGCUGCCCCACAGCGCCCCACACCUCUGUCCACCUGACCACCCUUCCCUCCUGACUGCACCUGCACUGCCCACUAUGGGUGGGUCACAAGGGUCUAUGGGGCGGUGUGGGGGUCAGGGGGGCUGUGGGGUCAAUGGGGUGGUUGUGGGGUGAAACACCCCUGAAGAGGCUGAACCCCCUACAGGUGAGUGACCCACAGCAGCCCAUAGCCCCUCUGCCCUAUAGAGUCACUGCACCCCAUAGCUGCUUUUACUCUGCACCAUAAAUGGACAGCAGUGCUCCACAGCACCCUAAGUCUCCACUGUGCCCCAUAGACACACAGUGCUGUCUCACAGCACCCCAUAUCUUGUUCACUCUGCCCUAUAGACCCACAGUGUAACCCUACAGCACCCCAUAGUUCCUCUGCCCUAUAGAUCAACAGCACUGUCCCAGAAAACACCAUAGCCUCUUCCCACUAGCCCAUAGGCCAGCAUUUCUGCCCUACAGCGCACUAGCUCCUGCACCCUAUCCCAUAGACCCACAGCAGUGCCCCACAGAUCCAGUCUGCCCUAUACAUCCACAGCACUGCUCUGCAGCACCAUAUACUUCCAGCACUCUGCCCCACUGAUUUGUAGCACCCCACAGCUUCUGCAUUCCACCCAUAGAUCGACGUUCCUGGGUCCCCUCACCCCACCAGCUGUCCUGGGUUGCGAUGCUGCACGGGGCCCUGUGCACAACAAAAUGAGGACAGCAUGGCUGCUGGGCGCCACCCUGCUUGGAAUCCAAGAUGGCUGGGGGGGAGGGCUGGCAGCCAUGCUGGCACUGCCGGAGGGGCUGUUGGUCUGCGCCGUGCUCAGGCGGCAGCUCCCGGCUGUAUCGGCUGCUCCUGUGGCCCUGCACCCUGCCCAUGGGAACAAGGUGGCUGCCCUGAUGGGCGUGGCCAUCUCGGCUGCUGUGUCCCUGCUGGUGGGCGGGGCCAUGGCUGUCAUGGCUGCCAAGCCUGUGCUGGAAGGGUGGGGCUGAGGUGGGCGGGGCCUGGCUAGGGUGGCCAUUUUGGGGUGGGGCCCAAGGUGGGUGGUGGGGCCUGUGGCUCUGUUUGCCCCUGACGGCCAUCUUGGAAAAGGGCAGCACUGUGCCGCUGCCAUCCUGACGUUGCUCCCCCAGGGCCAUGUUGGGGGAUUUUUAACCUGGUUUUGGGGCCAAUUCUCACCCAAUAAAAUUAAAUAAUGUAAAAAAA
Messenger RNA from Columba livia (rock pigeon), 18207 nucleotides. RefSeq names its product janus kinase and microtubule interacting protein 2 (gene JAKMIP2). The record is from RefSeq and is a predicted model, not a curated record. Bases 303 to 2765 code for a protein of 820 amino acids. Lineage: Eukaryota; Metazoa; Chordata; Aves; Columbiformes; Columbidae. Gene Ontology annotation, molecular function: kinase binding; microtubule binding. The transcript is spliced from 28 exons.